GACACCUCACCUGUCCCGUUUGAUUGUUUUAUGUGGCCAGCAUAAACCUGGAAAUAAUAAAAUAAAACACACUUAUUUAUAAUAUUAAAAAAAUAUUUAUGUAUAAAUAUUUUAGCUCUUAAUUGAUUAAAAUAUUCCAUCGAUUAAUCAUAUUUUGUCCAUAGUUAACAUAGUUAACUCAGAAUUGCAUUUAAUCCUUAUCUACGUAUAAUAAGUAGGGGAAAUCUCUGUGGUAAAUUAUUCGAUGUGCCGCUACAACGAUAAUUACAUUCAUUCAUUCAUUUUCUACCGCUUUUCCUCACGAGGGUCGUGGGGGUGCUGGAGCCUAUCCCAGCUGUCUUCGGGCGAGAGGUGGGGCACACCCUGGACUGGUCGCCAGCCAAUCACAGGGCACAUAUAGACAAACAACCAUUCACACUCACAUUCGUACCUAUGGACAAUUUGGAGUCGCCAAUUAACCUAGCAUGUUUUUGGAAUGUGGGAGGAAUCCGGAGUACCCGGAGAAAACCCACGCAUGCACGGGGAGAACAUGCAAACUCCACACAGAGAUGGCCGAGGGUGGAAUUGAACCCUGGUCUCCUAGCUGUGAGGUCUGCGCGCUAACCACUAGGUCGCCGUGCCGCCCUAAUUACAUCCAAUUUUAUGUAAAAAUAUAUCAAUUUUGGAACUCUAGGCCAUUAUUUAAAACAAUACAGUCAACAAGCAUAUUUUUACUGCCCGUGUAAUCCGUGAUAAGUCAUAACACAGCGACAGUAAAUACAAAUAGCUUUGGGCUUUGGGCUUUGAAGCUAACUUUACCAAUCAAAAUACUCUUUUCUUUCUCCAUUUCCCAUCAAUAUUUGUUCCAGCUUGUGGCUACAGAGUUUCUAUGCUUCAUUGAAACUACGGUGUGGGCCAAGGGUCAAACGGGAGCAGCGUAUGUUCACACAUGUCAAAAAAAUUGCUGCUAUAAAAGGAAACUUGUUUUUUCCCGCAGAAAACACAUCUUAUUCAUCCUUAGUCCAUCAUUUAUAAAUCUGUAAUAGUAUACAAUGCAUACAGUACAUACUGUGUACACAGUGUGUACCUGACACGUACGCUGAACUGACGAAACAGCGUCACAUCCCGUACUGCAUAUGCUCCGUUACUAGAAUGACAAUAGGUAAGCAGUGUGAACCAUCCGCGAACCACCAAUAACGUCAGAGUGAGCAGGAAGCGGACCCCACAACUGAUGUGAGCACAGUUGUCGGCUGCGGAUGCGGUUCCAUCUGAGGACCUGUACAUUUUAUAAUGUGUUUAACAAGUGUGUGAGGCAUAUUUAGGGCUUCAACCUGGAUUGUGGAUUGAGCUUGUUAGCUUCCGCCUUCGCACGUGAUCAAUGGCAGUUGAUAGAAGAGGGUUGUGGUGCUGAAUCUAAUAAUUACAGCAAGUCAAUUGGAGGAGAACGUCAACGUGAUAAUCUACAGCUGGAGGCGGGUGAGUGUCUUGCUCAAGGACACAGUGACUGGGAUGGAAAAAGCCAGGUUUGAACUAGCAAGCAAUUCGGUUUCUGAACUGCCUGCUCCACCUCCUGAGCCCUUGCCACCCUUAAAGGUCUUGUUCAAUUUGCAACAUCGACUGGGCAAAUAUUAAAAUAUCAUCUUGAACUGAUAAUGCAAUCUGAAGGAACACAUUGUUCCAUGUUUGACAACAAGACUGCACAAGGAGAUCUGGAACUCAGAACACAAACACUUGAUAACAGAAAGCAAUAGAAAGAAUAAUUCAUCUUCCUCCAUAGAUACAUAGAGCAGCCUUGACCUAUGACCUCUGCUCACAGAAAAGACAAGUGUUGUUUCCUCCAAAGCAAAUCUUUAUCUAUCUCUCUCUCUCAGACACACACACACACACACACACACAUACACACACAAAGUAGAGGACCAAUGAGGCGUGAGCAUCAGUGACAUUUAGAGCAUAAAAGCGUGGCAUGCGCAGGACAUGUGGCAGUCAGCAUGCUGAAUCAGUCUCGAGUGGACGUGUUGGUCUUGACGGGUUUUCAGGAGCUGCAUGCGCUCAGGUUCCUCUACGUGUGCGUAACAUGUGCAGCUUACGUGCUGAUCGUGGUGUUCAAUGUGUCGUUGGUGCUGUUGGUCUGCAAGCACGGCGCUCUGCACCAGCCCGUGUACAUCUUCUUAGCCAACCUGAUGUGCAACACUCUGAUCGGCUGCACCGCCUUCUACCCCAAACUGCUGCACGACCUGCUGAGCGACGUGCAGCUCAUCACGCCCGCAGGCUGCCUGCUACAGGCCUUCUUCGUGCAUGUCUAUGUUUCUGUGGAGUGUAUCAUGCUGACGGUCAUGGCGUACGACAGGUACGCUGCUGUCGUACACCCUCUGAGCUAUCACAGCCUCCUCUGCCCCUCUGCUGUGUCCAAGCUGCUUGCUGUCUCAUGGACGUUGCCUGUUGUAGUGUACGCCGGCCUGCUGUCCGCCAGCGGGACUCUGCUGCUGUGCAGGUCCCACGUGGGCCGCAUCUACUGCGACAACCAGUCCGUCACACGCCUAUCCUGUGUGCACAUCUCGUUGAUGAGACAUUUUGAGCUGCUGAUAGUCAUCACCUUUGUUUUUACGCCUCUGGUGUUGGUUUUCUGCUUCUACGUGAGAAUCCUCAUCAUCAGCUUCCAGCUGUCUAAGAGCAGCAGAGCCAACAAAGCCCUGUCCACAUGCAUCCCUCACCUGGUCACCUACGUCAGCUUUGUCACCAGCGUCGUCUUCGAGGUGGUGCAGCCUGCACUCGCGACCAAAAACCUGCCUCAUGCCUUCACGGUCGUCAUGUCCAUGGAGGGCUUCCUGGUGCCACCGCUGAUCAACCCGCUCAUCUACGGCCUCAAACUCCCACUCAUCAGGCAGCACGUCAGGUGCCUUGGCAGACAUCCGAUACAGAUCAGCUUUUUUAUCCACAUUUGGAACAAGACAGAUGCCGAUCUGACAGUAUCCAAAUGCAUGUGUUUUUUUGCCUCUCUACGCCACAAAGCAUACAUAAACAGUACUUGGAAGCAAAAUGAUCUGAAUUGUGUCGUUUGAGGUUUGUGGUGUAAGUCUGGCCUUUGGGUUACAUGAUGUGUUCCGUAUGGCUCAAACCUCAGCAUAUGGUCACAAUAUUUGGUGAACAUCACAAAUGUGUCGCCACCGUCUAAACACAUAAGAGGAUAUAGACUGCUUCCAUCAUAUCACAAAGCUUCAUCAUAUGUGAUCUGUUAUUCUAUUGUCCUGGUUAGAAGAUCAUAGACCCGCUUUCUUCAGGAACAUUUGAUUUAAAAAAAAGUGACUUUCUUUGUUCAGCUUUCACCUUAGGAGCAAAUUUUAGGCCCACAUACAUAUGCCUCCUGAAGGUCCCCCCACCCAUACUCCCACAAAUACCUCCUCCACCUGUACACACACAAACACACCUUAUGUUGUUUUGCUAUAGUGUGUGAAUUGUGUUGUUUUAGGUGUGAACUCACAGCAUUGGAUAUCAACUGGCAGACCUAUUUUUGAAGUCCAAAAGUGGUACUUCAAAAAAAUUGCGACAGCAACUGUACAAUAAUAUGUCACGUACUCCCAACUUGCAGGUUAAAAAGUUGACCAGGGAGUCCAAAUUUAAAGUUGAAGUGCACUCAAUAUGUGCUUUUUUGCAGUGUGUCACGCCGUGAGAAACAUCAAAAUAUAACUGUAUACUGUUAAGAUAAAUAAAACCUUGCGUUCAGAAAAAAGAUUCAUGUCAGUGAUAACAAUUGUGAUGAUUGGACACCACAUGAUUUUUAAAUAUCAAUCCAAAAUGAACUAAAUAAAGUUGUAUUCAUGUGGAGUCAUUUGGGUCCAUAACUGGCUAGCUUCUGCAGCUGGUGUGUGAUAGAAGUGUAACGCAUUUUUACUCAAUUCACCUCCAUGGCUCUGCCUUGGAGAUGACCACGAACCAAGGAGCGAUUGUGGUGCUGACACAUAGCUUCUUCAUUCACACUUCACAUAAAGGAAAUGGAACAGUUAAUAUUCAAGUCAAUUUCUCAGUAUUGUAACAAUGCACUACAAAAUAACGUUGAGUACAUAUAAUAUGGGAAUAUCAAAUAAAUACAUCCAUCCUUUCUCUAUGCCGCUUAUCCUCACCAGGGUCGGGGGGGUAUGCUGGAGCGAGAGGUGGGAUAAACCCUGGACUGGUGGCCAGCCAAUCACAGGUCACAUAUAGACAAACAACCAUUCACACUCACAUUCAUACCUAUGGACAAUUUGGAGUCGCCAAUUAAACUAGCAUGUUUUUGGAAUGUGGGAGGAAACCGGAGUACCCGGAGAACGCCGGGCAUGCACGGAGAGAACAUGCAAACUCAAAAAUCAAACCCAGGUCUUCCUGAUUGUGUGGCCAACAUGCUAACCACUCGAUCACCGUACAGCAAUAUCAAAUAAAUGAUUAACAAAAAGCACUAAUGUGGCGCCUAAACAAAGCCAAACCAUUAUGAUGCUUCUCUUCACAUAAAGGAAAUGAAACACCAGAUAGUAACCAAUAGGAAACAAAAAACAAAAAAUACAACCAAAAGGGACAAGAACAACAGAAAGUGAGCUGCACAACUACAGGGACCCCUGCUAGCACAAUUAAAAAACUGGCUACAGAAGCAAAACGGAAGCCAUUCAAGGCGUUUCUCAUGCUAAGGUGGCUAAGGUUUAGUAAGAUUGCGUCUUCAGCCAAUCAGAGAACUUGGGUUGGGCGGGUGUUUAGAGCACAUCCAAAGUGCCGGGUAGUAGAUACAGCAUAGCGAGAGAUGGCGAAUGAGGAGGACUCUAGUGAGAAGACACUACUUUAACCUUGUUGAGGUCAAAGGUAAAAAUGUAAAAAAAGUCAAAUGUACAUUAUGUCCCCGGAAAAAAAAAACUUUGUCCACGUCUUGUGUGAGCAACUCAAACCUACAGAAACCUAAAUUGUGUGUGUGUGUGGGGGUUAGCAGGGCCGAUUAAUGCA
Messenger RNA from Doryrhamphus excisus (bluestripe pipefish), 4941 nucleotides. RefSeq names its product olfactory receptor 11A1-like. The record is from RefSeq and is a predicted model, not a curated record. NCBI's taxonomy places the organism in Eukaryota, Metazoa, Chordata, Actinopteri, Syngnathiformes, Syngnathidae. Gene Ontology annotation, molecular function: G protein-coupled receptor activity; olfactory receptor activity; odorant binding. Gene Ontology annotation, cellular component: membrane. Gene Ontology annotation, biological process: G protein-coupled receptor signaling pathway; detection of chemical stimulus involved in sensory perception of smell.